GAGAGAAAGAGAGAGAGAGAGAGAGCUAUUUAGAUUACGAAGCUACAAAAAAUGCGCCGAUGUAGCGCGUAAUGGCACGGAGCAGAACAGCUGAUUCCUUAACGUUAACGCAGCGGGUAUUGAAGUGCAAUCGUCGUCGUCGUCGUCGCCUCAACGUUCUGCCGUAUCGGAUCGCAAACGAGCAUCGUAUCUCGUACGCAACGAUUAUCGUUCGCAUAUAUAAAGAAAUAUAAUAAGCGAACCAACCCGGCUUUUACUGGCUCUCGUACAGAAAUUCGAUAUCGCGAACUAACUAACUAACGUUCCGCACGAUUCCCUUUAAAGCCCAAGUUCAAUUGUUUCCCGGAGAUUAUGGCCAGUCCGGUCGUCGGCACCGGAUAUAACUUUAAAGUGGUUUUACUUGGCGAGGGAUGUGUCGGCAAGACUUCGGUCGCUCUUCGAUAUGUUGAGGACAAGUUCAAUGACAAACAUAUUACUACGCUACAGGCAUCGUUUUUGAAUAAGAAAUUGAAUAUCAAUGGAAAAAGAGUUAAUUUGGCGAUAUGGGAUACAGCAGGACAAGAGAAGUUUCAUGCAUUAGGACCAAUUUACUACAGAAUGUCCAAUGGUGCCAUUCUUGUUUAUGACAUUACGGACGAAGAUACUUUUCAAAAAGUGAAAAACUGGGUGAAGGAACUCAAGAAGAUGUUAGGUAGUGAAAUUUGCUUAGCGAUAGCAGGUAAUAAAGUUGACCUAGAGAAAGAUAGAAAUGUUGCCAUAGACGAAGCAGAAGAAUAUGCCAAACAAGUGGGCGCUAUGCAUUUCCACACGUCAGCUAAGUUAAACCAAAACAUCGAAGAGAUGUUCUUAGACCUGACGCGACGUAUGAUGGAACGCGCGGAUGAGGCUGAACAAAAAUCUACUCUUACGAGGACCAAUAGUACACGCCGCAAUGUUGUAAUGGUAGAGGACGAAAGCGAACAGACGCAACCGAGUAGGAGUUCCUGUUGUAGCAGUGCUGGCGGUGGCAGUGGUCUUUCGUAGAUCUCUGAACGAUUUACAUUCAGUUUCAAAUAAGGUCUAAUUUCUAAUCCACGAGUUAUAUAUACGGGACGAAGCAUUUUAAAAAGUGACAGAUUAGUAUCUCCAUAAGUGAAUUCUCUGUGAUAAUAAUUUGUCACAUUAUGAAUGUUUCAUUAUUUGUAUGCUUGCAUAUGCAUUAUGUAUGUGUGAACAUGUAUGUAUGCUUAUAUAUAUAUAUAUAUAUAUAUAUAUAUAUAUAUACAUAUUUGCGAGAAAUAUCUGUAUAUAUCCGAAUAACCAACAAUUGGCUAAAAAUUAGCUAAUUUCAAGACAAAUACUUUAGCUGAUGCAGCCGUAUCGUGUAUUGUGAAUUUUUAAAGAAAAUUAAGAAAUACGCUUGUUUGGCUUUUAUCUAAAAUAAUAUUUUAGAGUUUAAUGUACAUACAUAGUAAUUAUUUCGUUGUACAAUAUUAAUUUGAAAUAUUUGUUCAGUAUCAUUGCAAUACGUUAAUUUGUCUGAAAUUAUAUAAAUUAGCAAUAUAAUAGAGUUGUUGAGUAUAAAGUUUAAAUUAUUGUUACUGUAA
Cataglyphis hispanica is the source of this 1586-nucleotide messenger RNA. RefSeq names its product ras-related protein Rab-21 (gene Rab21). The record is from RefSeq and is a predicted model, not a curated record. Gene Ontology annotation, molecular function: GTP binding; GTPase activity. The transcript has 4 exons. NCBI's taxonomy places the organism in Eukaryota, Metazoa, Arthropoda, Insecta, Hymenoptera, Formicidae. Gene Ontology annotation, biological process: Rab protein signal transduction. Bases 352 to 1023 code for a protein of 223 amino acids.